This is a messenger RNA of Lycium barbarum (goji berry), 1839 nucleotides long. RefSeq lists its product as uncharacterized. The coding region runs from base 151 to 492 and encodes 113 amino acids. The transcript has 3 exons. NCBI's taxonomy places the organism in Eukaryota, Viridiplantae, Streptophyta, Magnoliopsida, Solanales, Solanaceae. The record is from RefSeq and is a predicted model, not a curated record.
AGUGGUGGGUAUCCAAUUUUUGAAGGUAUAUAUGGAAAAGUUUCUAGUUUUAACAUUAGCAUUGACUACUGCCUGCAAACUGUUUGAUGAUAUUCCUAAACCAAUUUGUGUCCUUCAAUCAUUAGAUACUUCAUUAUUUGAUUGAAUAAAAUGGACAAAUAUAAACUGUGGGUAUACUGCAUUUUGUUUCAUUCUUUGGUGUGCGGCAAAAUGACACGAGGGUUGAUAUGGGCUACAGCAGAAGACUUGGCAAAGAAUAGAGGAAGAGUUUUGUCUUUGUAUAGGCAAAUCUUGAGGAGCCUUAACUCACCUUCUUUGCCAUUGAGCUUUGCAGCUAGACUUCAAAAGAAAGCUGAGGUCCGUGCCAUGUUCAUGUUGGGUUCCGAGGAGCAAUCUCUUCAUAACAUUCAAGAUCUUAUUGAUGCUGGCGAAUACUCUCUUUCCCUUUUAAGAAAAGGCGAAAUCCCAAAGCACAUUCAAGUUUAUCAAUAAGUUCGGACAAUUUUCUUAAUGGAUAUGCUGUCAGCUGCUUUGGACGUGAACUUUUGUGAACUGUGAAGAUGGAUCAACUGCACUAAAAUUUUGUUUUGCGCUCUCUUGAUCAACUAGUCUAUUUUGUUUACACUUGGAGGUUGCUAUAAGCAUGUUGCCGUUAUUUUGUUCAGGCAAAGCUGUUAUAGUGGGAGGCUUGGAGCUGCUUCUCUUUGAACCUAGGGGCGGUCCUGUGGCAAUCACAUAAACUGUCCAUUUUGAAAGUUCCUACACUUUGGUCACGGUGUUUGCAUCAGUUAAACUUUAAAGUAUAUGAUGAACAAAAUUUAGCACAUUUGAAGAACAUUGAUAAGAUGAUCAACUACUUGUUGAGAACUAGCUACACUUGAAAUUCCAAUUACAGACAAGAUCCCAAGCUUAUAUUGAAGAUUUUAUGCAUUUCAAUAACUUCAGCUUCUGCAUUUCUCAUACUUUGUAGUUUCUGGCAACUUUCCCGUAAUUAUCUUCCUAUUUCUUUGCAAGCUAUUGCACAGGAGCUGGGCUUACCUUGUGCGCACCCGAAGGGUAGCGGCUGCGGGUUCCCAUGUCAUCAAAAAAAAAAAAAAAGUAAUAACACUUUCCUGAAUUAUGAACUGAGAGUCCCAUGUGAAAGUAUUCUUGUGUACAACUCUAAUAAAACGACAGUAACAAUUCUUUCGGGGCACAUGUACAUGAUUUAUUUUCCUACUAGUUGCAUCUUGUCCUUAGACUUCCAAAUACUGACAUGUUCGAACAGGUGUGAAGCAGCUCAAAUUGAUAUCUAGUACUUGCAACUUAGAAGUCUUUAUUGAAGAUCUCUCUUGUGCAAGACGAGUCACGGAGUAUGUCCAAAGAGGCUUUAGCAUCCUGUAAAUUAAGUAGAGGUACAUGGUUGACCAUUGAUGGAGGUAGACGAUAUAUGACAUUAUCCUGCUGCAGACUAUUCACACGAGGAUAGCAGUGUGCAUCUGAAUUUUUUACAGUAUCAAUUUUGGUCCUCUCAAUACAAGCUGAAUUACAGAGAUAGAGAAUGACAUUCCUUGUUUUUCUACAGAUGUUUAGAUAUGAUAAAAUAAGAGAAACCUCAUAUAAUCAUGCAUCAAUUUGGUGGGUGGGGUUGGAGUUGAGACCUGAGAAUUAUUAGUACUUGUACUGUUCUCCUGUAACUUGAUCGUUCUCUGUUCUGUGCUGUCAAACAGAUGUGUUUUAUGUGCAUUCAAAGGUUAGUACUUGGUUUUUGACCUUUGCUUUGGUUGACACUUUGCUCAACUGUUUUCUGAUGUAAAAAUGGAUUAUUUCGUAUAAAUAGACGCAAUGGUUUCUGGAAAA